Spirometra erinaceieuropaei is the source of this 978-nucleotide messenger RNA. The record is from the annotation of a GenBank genome assembly. NCBI's taxonomy places the organism in Eukaryota, Metazoa, Platyhelminthes, Cestoda, Diphyllobothriidea, Diphyllobothriidae.
AUGUCCAUGUCCAUGUCUCGGUCUGGCGUCCGACAGGGUUGUAUCCUGUCACCCAUUCUGUUCAACUACGCUAUUGACUGGAUCCUCGGGAGGGCCCUACGCGACAGUGACGGCGUUGAAUUUGCACCCGGACAUCGACUGACUGAUCUCGACUAUGCCGAUGGUAUCGCCUUACUUGCUUCAAGUUUUGGUGAUCUGCAGUCUAUGGUGUCACGGGUGAACGAGGUCGCUAAAUCGGUCGAUUUGUCCAUAAACGCUGGGAAGACCAAAGUGUUCUCAAGCUGCAUCCCUGACCAGGAGAAAGCACCCCUCGGGAUUGAUGGCUGUCAACUUGAAGAAGUAGACAGUUUUAAAUACCUCGGAGUGAGGCUGCUGCCUAAUGGACAGAGUAAGGAUGACAUUGUUUCCCGAAUCGAUGCUGCCCGCUGGGUUUUUUCAAGCCUUCGGAAAUGCCUGUGGAACAGACGUGACCUCUCCAUCGCCACAAAGAUUCGCGUGUACCGUGCAUCUGUCCGGUCUGUCCUUCUUUACGGUUGUGAAUGCUGGGCUUUGCGCGUGGAGGACGAGCGAAAACUGGAGGUAUUUAACCACCACUGCUUGAGGACCAGCCUUCGAGUGAAGUUCACUGACUUCGUCUCAAAUGAGACAGUCCGCGAUCGCUGCGACAACAUCUCAAGGAUAACUCAGACCAUCCAAGAAAGACGACUGAGGUGGUUCGAGCAUGUUCUUCGUCGUCCACCUCAGGAGCUCAGUGUUACUGCCCUCGAUCCGGCACCGUUGCCCCAUUGGUGGCGUCGAAGAGGGGGUCAGUUCAAAACCUGGCUCGACACAGUUCGUAAAGACAUGGAGGUGGCUCUUGGACCUUCGGUAUUCGGUCUCCGUCGUUGGCGGAGGGAAUGGGUUGAGCUGUCCAGAUCUGCUGCCGCGGAUCGUCACGCGUGGAGAGGUACAGUUCGGGACAUCAUCGAGGCCGGCUAG